Messenger RNA from Postia placenta MAD-698-R-SB12, 864 nucleotides. RefSeq lists its product as hypothetical. Bases 1 to 864 code for a protein of 287 amino acids. The transcript has 4 exons. The record is from RefSeq and is a predicted model, not a curated record. NCBI's taxonomy places the organism in Eukaryota, Fungi, Basidiomycota, Agaricomycetes, Polyporales, Adustoporiaceae. Gene Ontology annotation, molecular function: metal ion binding.
AUGCCUGCCGCUCGCUCAUCGAGGCUUACAAGUCGGCAGCUGUCGGCCGCACCCUAUUCUACGUCGAAGCACGCGCCCCCUGAUGACGCCGACAUCAUUAUUCUAUCUUCAGAUGACGAGUCGUCGUCGCACACCCCCAAGAAUUCACUACCGAAAAGACACAGGUCAAUCACGAAGCAGAAGGGAAAGGCCGUCAUUCCCCCCUCCGCAGAUAUCCUUGAGAUAUCCUCCUCCGAUGAGGCUCUUGCAAAGACCUGCAGAGCGAGCAUGUCGAGGGAUAGCAUUUCCUCGCUGAGGGCGCAGCUUAAGAAGGCUCACGAUGAAAUAGCCCGACUAAAGGCGGAAAGCCAAAAGAAGCAAGCCCAACAGACGCGCCCUAGUAUUUCGCUUUCUGAGCUGGAGGAGCUCGUUACGUGUGAAAUUUGCACGCUCAAGAUGUGGACACCAUAUACCCUCCCUUGUGGACAUACCUUCUGCCAACCAUGCCUCACAGACUGGUUCAAUACCACGCUCGCUCAGCAUAUUACCAACAACCCGCACUACAAUCCCGCCGUCGUCGCUGCCUUGCGCGCGACACUGAACGGCCCGAACGUCCCAGCGGGCCUGCGGCGUACGUACGAGGCGCAGAUUGCCCUCCUUGAACACCAGCAUCCCCCACCCAGCUACACAUGCCCCACGUGCCGUACGGUUUGCAGGACAAAGCCCGUUGAGGUCUACACGCUCAAGAGCGUCGUGCGCAAUGUCGCUGAUGCGCUCAGCGAGACAAGCCCGCAGAAGCGGACAUCGACGCCGGCAGCAAGGACGCGGAGCGGGGCUGUGCGCGCACCCGAAGGACCUUGGGACGGAUUCUUUCCUCGAGGCUAA